AGUUACAUAUACCUCACCCACAAGCACCACCACACAUGUAACCAGCAUGAAGGUUUCUUUCACUUCAAUCAUUGCACUGAGUUGCAUUUACUGGAAAGUCUCCGGAACGCUAGUGGAGGUGGUGGUCAGGCCUGGAGAUAAUGCAACUCUUCCCUGUGACAGUGAGUUAGUCAAUGGACAAGAAAUUCAUUGGGUUAAGAUCUGCUCUACACAGAUCCAACCGCCUCUGAUCAUCAUUGGAUACAAUAGCCUAUUACAACCCAUUCCGCGAUUCAUUAUUCUCUGGAACAGAUUUUCAAAAUCAUAUGACUUAUUGAUCGAGAAUAUCACUGAAGCAGACCUUGGUCUCUACUAUUGCUCAAGGGUUGAGAAAAAAACCAUCGAACAGAAUGGCAUACUAUUCGAGAAGGAUGUGUAUCACACUGGUGAUACUCUCAUAAAGCUCACAUACGGUUCACCUGUCCUCCCCUCAGAAAGCCCCCAGAAAGAACUAAAUCAUGACUGCUGGCUGUGUUGGCUGAUACUGCAAACUGUGUGUCCUGCAUGUUCUCUUCUCUCUGCCAUUUUGGCUUUUGUUUGUGGCUACAGAUGCUGCCACAAGACAGAGCUGAAGGAGUCUGAAGGUCAUCAAAGCAGUUCUGAGACGCAAAGACAGCUGAGCCAAGAACAGGAUGUCCAUAUAGAAGUUUGCUAUGCAUCACUGAACAUCCCCAAACGAGGAUGCAAACGGACAAAGAGCAGCCGAUUACAAAGCUCUGACUUCAGUGUCUAUGAUGGCAUAAGAAUGCACUCUUAGGUAAAGGAUUACGUACAUUCAGUUGGUCAAAUACCAAAGUUAAUCCAAGGUUUUUCAAACAUGGUUACAUACUUAAUAAAUAUACAAGAAAUAAAAAUGAUACAAAAUACUGAUACUGAUAUGUACUGAAAGGACAUCUAUCUAUCUAUGAUUUUCUUUGUAGAAUAUAAACUGGGUUCAAAUUAAAAAGACAACAAUGUAAAUGUUAUCCAUAAUACAUGAUCUGGUGACUGGCAUCUAAUGUGUGGGAAUAUCUCAAACACACAGCUAACUUCAGUCCCGAGGAAUUUGUACAGUUUCUCUGUUUUUGAAACAGUCUUAACAUUCUCUAAACUGUGAGUGCAAAUUUCACAACUGUUUGCUGGAACUUCAGAACUUUAUUGCAUGUCUGCAAAAUGUAGUUACUCACUCAAAACAUUUCAUUUAUGCUUCAAAACCUAGUUAUCGUUUCAGUUAUUUGGCAAAGGACAUACUGGUACCACAGCUCCUUCACGCUUUCUCUCAAAUGGAACCUUGUAGAGUUGUUUCAUAGUCAUUUGAUGUCUUUUCAAAACUCUGUAUAUGGUGGAAAUGCUGACAGAAUUUUAUAUUUGUGAAGACAUUGUCAUUUAUGAUUGCACUUUGGAUCUCUCUUAGCCUGAUGGAAUGGUUGGCUAUGACCAGGUUGCAAUUUUCUUGUUCUUGCCGAUGGUUAAAUACGGCUGCUCUGCCACUAGCGUGAGGUUGUUGUGCGGUCCUAUAGAAUGU
Messenger RNA from Carassius auratus (goldfish), 1543 nucleotides. RefSeq lists its product as uncharacterized. The transcript has 5 exons. The coding region runs from base 47 to 796 and encodes 249 amino acids. The record is from RefSeq and is a predicted model, not a curated record. NCBI's taxonomy places the organism in Eukaryota, Metazoa, Chordata, Actinopteri, Cypriniformes, Cyprinidae.